Messenger RNA from Cervus elaphus (red deer), 4870 nucleotides. RefSeq names its product G protein-coupled receptor 135 (gene GPR135). The transcript has a single exon. Gene Ontology annotation, cellular component: membrane. The record is from RefSeq and is a predicted model, not a curated record. Bases 1718 to 3208 code for a protein of 496 amino acids. Gene Ontology annotation, biological process: G protein-coupled receptor signaling pathway. Gene Ontology annotation, molecular function: G protein-coupled receptor activity. NCBI's taxonomy places the organism in Eukaryota, Metazoa, Chordata, Mammalia, Artiodactyla, Cervidae.
CCCAACUCAGGGAUCGAACCCAAGUCUCCCGCAUUGCAGGCGGAUUCUUUACCAUCGGAGCCACAAGGAAAGCCCUUUUACCACCUUAAAUGAACUUUAUUUAUACUGUAAGUUUCCAGUAGGAUAUUUUUCCCACCCAAAUGAGCACCCAAAACACUAAUAUUGUUGAUACUGAGGCCUGAAAGUAUACUAGUCAUUCUUUAGAUCAGUGUUUCUCAAACUUGCAUCAGAAUCUCUUGCAGGGCUGGUGGCUGGGCUCCAUCUGCAGAGUCUCAGAUUCAGUAGAUUUGCGGUAGGGCCAGAGAAUCUGCAUUUCUAACAAGUUCCCAGGUCAUGCCAAUGCCACUGGUCCAGGGUCCACACUUUGCAGACCACUGCUUUAGAGAACCUAAGGGUUUAUUACGCUUUCCCCCGUAAGAUGCCAUGCCCAGAAAGCUUUCCUGAGCAGGCAGACCCUUCUUGUUCAUGAAAUCUUCCUGCCAGAUACCUGGAGCUGCAUCUGUGGCAACUCCAGCACCUUAAACUCAAAACAUACCACCUUCCAGAGAACUGACAAAGACUGACAGCAGAGCAAGGAAGCAGUGACUGUCCCCUCCUCCCUGACACAUGUGAGACAGUAACGGUCCUGAGGGCCAGGCCCUUGAAAACAAGGUGGCAUCCCUUCUCCAGGAUCCGUAUCCUGGCUCCUCAGAGCACCUGUAUCAGAAUCACAUUGAGGUUUUUGAUACAUGGGCCCAUCCUCAGUAAUCCUGGGAGUCAGCCAGUGACUGCAUUUUAAUAAGCUUACUACAUCAGUGGUUCUCAAAGCCUGGUCCUUGGACCAGCAAUAUCAUACACCCAGUAACGUGUUAGAAAUGCAGAUUUUCAGACAGGACCCCAUACCUACUGAAUCUGAACCCCUGAAGUUGGAUCCAGCCACUUGUGUUUUAACAAGCCUUCCAGGUCAGCAGUCCCCAACUUUUUUGGCACCAGGGACCGGUUUCCUGGAAGACAGUUUUCUCAGACAGAGCUGGGUGAGGCAAUGGUUUAGGUUUCACCCCCUGCCCACCUCCUGCUGUGCAGUGUGGUUUGAACAGGCCAGGGACCCCUACCCGUCUGUGGCCUGGGGGUUGGAGACCCCUGCUCUAGGUGACUCUUGCCUGCUUAAGUUUGAGAAUACCUAGUUUAAGUACUUCUGCUCCCUCAUGUUUAAGAUCUCCGAAUUUAGACUGUUUUCCUCUUCAGGUUCUAGAUUCCUUUCCUACUUGUAGAUGCCAGAAGCACCCACAGGAAGCAACCAACCCCCUCUCCCCUCUACCUCUGUAGAACAUGUAUGUGGAACCAGAGUGUGAGCGUAAACUCCUAUAGAAUUUGGUCAUCGAUAUGAGGGCCACUCCCGUUUUAAUCUGGCCGGGCAGUGGGCCCCAGGAGCUCCACCUGGCACUCUCUGAAGCCCACCCACCCUGGCCGCGAAACCUCAGGGAGAGGUGAUGUCCUGGACACGCUUUUCCAAGGGUUCUCGGCCCGCGGCCCGCCCCGCGCUCCUGCGUAAACACGCGGUUCCCUCGGCAACGCCUGGAACGCACGUCAAAGGCUCCGCGAGUCUCGGGCGACGGUCACCCCUCCGGCCGAGCGCGACCCCCGGCAGAGGCCUCUCGGCCCGGCCCCGAGCCACCUCGGGCUUGCGGCCUCCUCCCCUGGUGCGGGAUGAGCAGACCUGCGGCCGCCGCGGGGCCCCAUGGAGGAGCAGCCGCCGCCGCCGCCGGUCCGCCCGCCAGUGAGCACGGCCUUAUCGGGCAGCCCACACCCCGGCGCCCCCUCCCCGGCCGGCACGCCUGGCGGGACCUCCUCCGCGGCGACGGCGGCGGCCGUGCUUUCCUUCAGCACCGCGGCGGCCGCGGCGCUGGGGAACCGGAGCGACGUGAGCGGGGCCGACAGCACUGGCGCCGCGGCUGGCGGCGGCCUCGGCGGGCGCGGGGCGGCGGGGGCGGCGGGGAGGCCGCGGCUGGGCCCCGAGGCGGCGCCGCUGCUGUCGCACGGGGCGGCGGUGGCGGCCCAGGCGCUGGUCCUCCUGCUCAUCUUCCUGCUGUCUAGCCUGGGCAACUGCGCCGUGAUGGGGGCCAUCGUGAAGCACCGGCAGCUCCGCACUGUCACUAACGCCUUCAUCCUGUCCCUGUCCCUGUCGGAUCUGCUCACGGCGCUGCUCUGCCUGCCCGCCGCCUUCCUGGACCUCUUCACGCCGCCGGGCGGCUCGGCGCCUGCCGCCGCCGCCGCCGCGGGGCCCUGGAGCGGCUUCUGCGCGGCCAGCCGCUUCUUCAGCUCGUGCUUCGGCAUCGUGUCCACGCUCAGCGUGGCCCUCAUCUCUCUGGACCGCUACUGCGCCAUCGUGCGGCCGCCGCGGGAGAAGAUAGGGCGCCGCCGCGCGCUGCAGCUGCUGGCGGGCGCCUGGCUGGCGGCCCUGGGCUUCUCCUUGCCCUGGGAGCUGCUCCUCGCGCCCGGGGAGGCCCCGGCGGCGGCGCAGAGCUUCCACCGCUGCCUGUACCGGACGUCUCCGGACCCCGCGCAGCUGGGCGCGGCCUACAGCGUGGGGUUGGUGGUGGCCUGUUACCUGCUGCCCUUCCUACUCAUGUGCUUCUGCCAUUACCACAUCUGCAAGACCGUGCGCCUGUCGGACGUGCGCGUGCGGCCCCUGACCACCUACGCGCGCGUGCUGCGCUUCUUCAGCGACGUGCGCACGGCCACCACCGUGCUCAUCAUGAUCGUCUCCAUCAUCUGCUGCUGGGGGCCCUACUGCUUCCUGGUGCUGCUGGCCGCCGCCCGGCGGGCCCAGGCCGCGCAGUCUCCCUCUCUCCUCAACGUGGUGGCCGUCUGGCUGACCUGGGCCAACGGGGCCAUCAACCCUGUCAUCUAUGCCGUUCGCAACCCCAACAUUUCGAUGCUCCUAGGGCGCAACCGGGAAGAGGGUUACAGGACUAGGAACGUGGACGCUCUCCUGCCCAACCAGGGCCGGGCUCUGCAGGCUGGAAGCCUCAAUCCCCUACGAAACCGCUAUACCAACCGCCUGGGGGCCUGCAGCACGAUGUCCUCUUCCAACCCGACCGGCGGGGUGGCAGGGGAUAUGGCCAUGUGGGCUCGCAAAAAUCCAGUUGUGCUUUUCUGUCGGGAGGGACCACCAGAUCCUGUGACAGCAGCGGCUAAACAAUCUGGAGCCGGGGAUACCAGCCUCUAAGGAGGGCUGGGAUGCACAGCUUAUGAAGGCAGAUUUCCACCCACUUCUGUUAACUAGCGGGGAGAAUCGUGCAUUUCAUAAAGCCAAGCGUUUAAAGAAGAGACAGAGGGGAAGGCUUACCCCUUCCCUCCAAACAACAUAACAAGACAAUGUCCUUUCCUUCUGAAGUGCCAAAAGGAAUGUAAAAUGCAAAAAUUAAAACGAUCUUACACCACACAACCAAGCAUUGUGAACUGUCAGUGCCCAAAAUGACAAAAAUAAAAUUCACAAUUACUGAAAAGCUGAUGUUACAGGAAUCACACUGUGAAACAAACCAAAAAACUCAUUGAAUGCGACUGGUAUUUGUUCAUAUACAGAGUUCCAGGAAAGAAUGAAGACCUUAAGAACUGCUUGAAGGCCCCUCUACAUCACCAGCAUUCAAGGGAACUUCAGAUUUCUAGAACCUGCACCUCUGACACAUGCCUAGGGUGCUUAGGAGUAGAAAUGUUUAUCUGGCUUUACAACUUUGGUGCAUUUCCUUCCCACUCCCUCCCCAUAAUCUCUGUGGGAAAUUUUAAAUUCAUAUCCCAUUUAAAACCAUUUUAGGAUUUUGAAGGUGAUUUAUUACUAUAAAAUUCAACCCUUUGAGGGGCGAACAGAAGUAUGAACAUAAAUGUGGAUAAUUUUUAAAGUAUUUUGAGAUUACAUUUAGAAAUUAGUGUGCCACAUCAAACCCCCCCCCCCGCCCCCCCAAAUAUUUGCCUUGGAAGUUUUGAGACUUUCACCUUACUCUAACCUGCUACUUUUGUUUCUAAUGACUUAGAGGUGCCACUCUCAGAAAUCUUUCACAUUCUUAAAUGAUUUUCAUAGUAGAAAGUCUUUGCAUUUGAAGUAAAUUUGAUUUUUGGAUGCAGCCAAAAAUGUAAUUUGAAGUCAAGUUGAUUGAAUCAUGUGAAUAAUGCAUAUAUACAUAAUAGGAGAACUCUAUGAAGUAAUCGACUUGGCUAUCCUACAUAGCUUUCAACUAAUCGAAAAUGAUUCCAAAGAGGAAUUCAAAAAAUAUUUUGAGAAGUGGAUGCAUUCUUGGAAUGAGCAUAAGGCUCUCCAAGAAGAUCAUGUUCUACUUUUGGAAGUUUCGGUAUGUUUGUUUUUUAAAAAAGUUACUUUAUAGACAUGACAUCUAAAAUAAUGUGAUCUUUAUUUGAAAGGAAAAUGGCUGUGAGAUUAUUAUAUGUAAUAGAGUAUUCAUAACUUAAGCAUAAAGUCAGAGAGUUACUUUAAUCAAACUGGGAAUACCUUCAGAAAGGUGCAAAACAAAGAUGCUUUUUUAAAAAAAUUCAAUAUACGAUUCAGAAUUUGUAUGGGUGAAAUUUCUCCUGUUAAAUGCCACUGUACAGAGAAUCAUUUGCUCAGAAUUUUGAAAGAUGCUUUUUGUGUUUUCACCCUUUUUUCCAUCUUACUCCUUUUCUUCAGUGUUUCACAGCCUUAAUUGAAUAAGUACUUUAAACUAGAUAUGAAACAUCAGCUCUCCUCUAAAGAUUUUAAUGUGAAAUGGCCAUCGUUUUUUCCUUGUAAAGUAUUUAAACAUCUUUGUUAGUAUUUAAUUUUGUGUGUGUGACAGAUGGGUAUAUGUCAUUAUUUUGUAAUCAAAGAUGGAAAUAUAUGAUUCUUGUCACAACUAAA